CUCCUGGGGGGGGGGGGGCCCUUUAACUCCGAGAUGAUAAAUAAAUAAACAAACACAAGCACUGCCCAGAAACGCAUUGCGAGGCGCCCCAUUAACAACAGCAUUACUACCAUCAGCACACGGAGAACUACAGCAACACACUGUGAACUACAGCAACACACUGUGAACUACAGCAGCACACUGUGAACUACAGCAGCACACGGAGAGCGCCCAAAGAGCGGAGUCACAGCGCGCACGCACCAAGCAAAGCGAAGCAUCCCAUUACGAUCGUCGUCACACCCCGCGACAGCACAAAACGUCGUUUCAGAAUGUCCGUCGCGGCCGAGGCGGGGCCAGGAGAGAGACGAAGAAUAGAGGAAAGAGGAGCCGACGGCGGCGAGGAUGAGAGAGGAGACGAGGAGAAGGAGGAGGCCGAGGCCUUGUCGCCCACGGAGCGCAGGCUGCGCGCCGCGCUGAGUCCGUACGAGGCGGCGCUGCGGGCGGCCCAGGGUGUGCUCGUGUGGGAGCGGCCCGGCCGCAGCGCGGCCCUGGGGCUGGCGCUCAACGGCCUCUUCUGGUUACUAUCAACCACACCUCUGAGGCUCUACCUCUUGCUGGCCAUCUCUCUCUUGGCGUUGGUCUUGCUGCAAAUGUGGAUACAUUUUAAGCACCCAGGAUUCAAAGAUCAGUGGACGGAUACCAGUGACACUGAAGGCUGGGCGGGGGCACAGCCCAAGCUGCUGAGCCUCCCGGAGCUGUGCCGCAGCCUGGCCGAGUGCUGGGAGAGCCUCACAGCCUAUUGCGUCGACCUUGCGCUCUACCGAGCCCAGCACCCCGACCGGUUCUGUGCCCGCGUGUGUGUCUGCUGCCUGGGAUUUGCCAUCGUGGGCCACUACAUCCCGGGCAUCAUGAUUGCGUACAUCAUCGUGGCGAGCGUGCUGCUGUGGCCGCUGGUGGUCUACCACGAGCUCAUACAGAAGAUGUACAACCGGAUCGAGCCUGUGCUUAUGAAGCUGGACUACAGCAUGCGUGGGGGCAUGCUGGGCCGCGGCCACGAGCAGCAUCGUGUGCGGAAGGAAAAGACCGAAGGGAAUGAGCCCACAGCCGAGACAGACAGUGACAGCGAGGGAGAGCUGUCUAAUUACUGCACAAAGGUGGACGUGAAGCGCACGGCACUGGCGCUCUCCAUCACAGACUCGGAGCUCUCCGAUGAGGAGGCCUCCAUCCUGGAGAGCGAGGGCUUCACGCUGUCUCGGGGCAGCACCCCUCCACCGCCCGCCGAUCACUCCCAAGAAGAUUUCGAUCUACAGAACAACUCGGAGGACUCGCCCCACUGCCGGGCAAAGGGGCAGCAGAGCGGCUAUGGUGCUCACGGUGCUCACAGCGCUCACGGUGGUCAUGGUGCUCCUGGGACUCCUGGUGGUCGUGCUGCCAGCACAGCCAAGGCGUUGGCUGCAGGGCGCCACGGGGAACUGCCGCCCGCACCCGCCCUCCGCUUCGACGACGCCCACUUCAACGAGCAUGGCUCUGGCGGCACCGCCGCCAGCGCCGCCCCUCCUCCGCCGCGGCGGCCACCUGUGGCCAUCCAGGAGCUGGGCGAGGCCAUGGCCAAGGAGAUCCUGCGGUUCGCGGAGCCCCGGGGUACGCAGGCCCAGUCUCCCGAUGUAAAGGAACCCAGCUGGGAAAUCGCAGGAAGCGGGAGCGGCAUCACAGCAAUGUGCUGUGCUGCUGCCGCCGCAAGAAGUAGUGCUGGAGUCGGAAUCGGCGGAGAAGCAAGCAUCAGCGCAUGGCACGCUGAAGAAGUAAGCGGCGCCAAAUCCCCCGGCGAUGUGGUGCCGGAGAUCCUGACCGCGAUGAGAGGUGAUGACCACCCUGCGGUGGCAGCCAGAGCCGGAGAGGAAACCGGAGCCGGUACCGGAGGCAACUCUGCGGCCAUGGGUGGUGGUGCCGAAUCUACGGGCCACGCGGCGUUGCCGGAAAGGAGCCCUGGACGAGAGGGGGGUGAGGCCGCGUCCGGAGUCCCUGGCGGUACCGCCGGGUUGGGAGGCCGAGCCAAUGUGGGAGCCUCCAGGGGUGGCAGUGACGAGGCAGACAUCACGGCAACGGCGGACACCACAGUGGCACCGCUGUCCACUCUGGCAGAUGCCGAGGGGGACGACUUUGAGGUGGUGGACGAGUCAGAGGUGGAGCGGCUGGGAGCCGAGAUGCGGUCGUCGGGAAUCGGCGUGGAGGAAUCCGGAAGCACCGGCUUCUUCUCCGGCUUCCUGGGGUGACGUCCGGCACUGCUCUGGCCAUCCCGCCGCUGCCUUCCCCCCACCCUCCCUGCCCCUCUCUGCCCCCACCCACCCCCCCGCCUCCUGCUCCCCCCGCACACUGUGUGCAUUUACUUCUCUCGUGAAUGUCUCUGCUCAUGAUUCCCUCUUUCUCUCUCAUUCCUCUUUUUUUCAUACCAUGUUUGGUCACAAGUAGCAGGCGAAUUUAAACAACACAUAUAUUUGUGCACCUUUGCUGAAGCAGAACUUCGGCAACUAAUUUUGCGAGUGACCCUCUCAGCGAAGUAAAAUCGCUUCAAAAUUCCUUCCCUGCCAAAGCUUUCCACACAGUUGUCACUUUGGUUUUUAUAGUGUUUAAUUUGUUUUCUCUCUCACACAGGCAGUACAUCUCCAGCGUUGUAUCCACUAAAUAUGGGAACCCACUGAUGUUGAGAGGCCCACGCCGACGCAAGUGACACAUUGAAAAGUAACAGCGGCACUAUGUUAACGUCAAUUGCAAUUCAUAUUGUUGCGUAUCGAGCGUCUGUGGAGAGCCGAGCGUGCAAUUUGUCAUGCCGGAGGUCCGCAGGAGUUGUUGCUAAACACCCGUGUUUUACUUCUGCGUAUAUUUGGAGUUUGUGUGUCUCUCCUGCCGUGGUCGCGUGGAUUUUUUUCUGGGUCUUCUGGUUUUUCCUCCACAAUAAUGAACAUUAUGAGUAUUUGGCUGCUGUAAAUGUCCACGUGAUAAGCCACUUCAUUGAACUAUCAUUUGUGAUAGCCAGGUCGCUUCUGAAAAAGAGCUACAUAGAUCAGUAGGCCUUACCUGGUAAAUAAAAAGUUUAGUUUUAAACUUAGGGAAAAAACAUAUGUAAAGAAAUUAGACAAAGCUUUUGUGAGUGCUCUAUAUAAAUCAGACACCGUGUUUCAUCUCAUUGAGCUGUUUAGAAAUUUUUUAUGAUAAAAAACAUGUAUUUUUCGUCACUGCUUAACUACGAAAUGCAUUCCUGGUGGCUCCUAGGAAACACUUUUAACUUGGUGAGCGUUAUGUUGUACUUACAUAAAAAUGAUAUUUUUUACAUUAAUAUUUUCAAGCCAGGAUAUAACUUAAUAUCACGUCUCAUCCCACCCUGAUAAGCAUUCAGCACUGAGCUAGUUUGCUUCAAGGGAAAGAUUUUAACACCUGCACGUAUAAAAAUAUACUUGUGUGUAUAAUAAUAGUAUCGUCACACAAAUCUAAUAGCGUAAGGCUAUCACAAAGUUUAACACGUGUAGUCUGCGGUCGUUUCACCGUUAACGGCGAUGUUGCUGCUGCGUGUGAUCCCAAUUAAGAUAUUUGAGGUCUAAUUUUCUAAAUGUGGCAGAUUUGGACCGUGGCACCGCUGGCACACGACUGCCUACUGCUCUUUUCGAUUGACGUCAACAGGAACUUUAACACGUAGGCUUUCGCGACCAAUAUUAUCCAUAAAAGAGGAAUAAUAUUGGUCGCGAAAGCUCUGGCUGUCGCCUGAUGAGGCUGGUUGUAAUUACCAGUGA
Messenger RNA from Petromyzon marinus (sea lamprey), 3764 nucleotides. RefSeq lists its product as uncharacterized. The record is from RefSeq and is a predicted model, not a curated record. Gene Ontology annotation, cellular component: membrane. Lineage: Eukaryota; Metazoa; Chordata; Hyperoartia; Petromyzontiformes; Petromyzontidae.